Molecule: messenger RNA, 1074 nt
Organism: Colletotrichum lupini
Lineage: Eukaryota; Fungi; Ascomycota; Sordariomycetes; Glomerellales; Glomerellaceae
Exons: 5
Coding region: 1-1074 (357 amino acids)
Source: RefSeq, a predicted model, not a curated record
AUGGCGCUGGAUAAGCACGCCCGUUUUGCCAAUUGUGUGAAUCAUCGUGAGGCUUCCGGGUCGAACACGGGUGUGUUCUUGGGGAGGGGGGAGAGAAGUAUUUCAUGGGGCGCUACAGAUGCGAUUGCUAGAGUAGAAUUGGAUGGAGUCAACAUCUUGAAAACAGAAGUUUUGCCAAGACUGAGCGAGACUCUGGCUUCUUCUGACCUCGCUCAUCCAAUUAGAGCACCAAAAGACUGGCCGUCUCGAUUUGGCAUCAGGCGAUGCAGUCUUCCGCCCACGGCCUGUUGCCGUCCAAUAAGAUACACAAGUGACAGUAGCCACCAGACCUUUCCUGCGUAUUUCCUGGGUUACGGAAGUGGCCUAAGCCGCCAAGGUUGGGAGACAAUCACACCAGGCUGUGCGGGUGCUUUUCCCGUCCAACAUGUUCUUGAAAUCUAUUGUAGCCAGCCAACCAGCGAUAACUUCCUUCACCAUAUUGAAACAGACUCUUUAUUUGUGUCAGCCAUGCCACCUCUACCCAUAAUCCCGACAUCUAAUCGAUUUGGCGUUUCAUCCAAGAACGAGCAUCGCACAACGCAACCGACAACAUUGUCUCGAUCCGUGAGCCAACAUGAUACUGCUAUGGUUACCAACACAAACGUACACGAGGGCAAUGAUCAUAAUUCGGAGUGGGUAAAAGUCGAGAACAAACCGGAAAAUGACUUGAAUCCUGAAUAUGUGGGAUGCAUCUUGAAGCCCUCCGAAGCAUUGCCGAAGGGAUUCAUUGAAGGCCCACCCCAGCGAGCCUAUGGCCAUUUCUUCGUCAUCAGCGAAGUUUCAGGCACUGGAGAUCUCAAGAUAUGCAUGAUCACCUCAAAUUGUAAGGCCAAACAGAAGAAAAUGCGAAUCAGAGGGAGCGAGGAAGAACGCCCCGAGUCUGCGGAAGAGCUUGUGAUGGAAGGCACUUGUCCUCUUCAAGUCAGGUCUUGGCUCAAAGUUGGAGAACGAUAUGGAAUAAGCGCUUUGAGAAAGUCAGGCGGGCCGAUAUCAACUAACAUGCCCCUGCUCAAGGAGUCAAUGAAUUGGGUUUAA